AUGCAGGUAAACGAUGGCAAUUACAACGAUUGGGCACAAGAGAUGGAGAAUUUUCUCCUUGCAAAAAAUAAAAUAGGGUUCAUGGAUGGAUCGAUCAAGAAACCAGAGAAGGGAUCGCAGACCUAUAUGCCAUGGAUGCGUUGCGAUGCCAUGAUAAAAGGAUGGCUAACGACUGCCAUGGAGAAGGAGAUUAGAAGCAGCGUAAAGUACGCUAACACGGCUGUGGAGAUAUGGUCCGAUCUAAAAGAACGGUUUGGAAAAGAAACCGCCCCUCGUGCAUAUGAAUUGAAGCAAACACUCUCAGCCACAGUUCAAGGCGACACUUCCGUCUCAGCCUAUUUUACUAAACUCAGAAGUAUUUGGGAUGAGAUGCAAUCAGCCUUCCCUAUUCCUCGUUGCAAAUGUAGUGGGUGUUCUUGUGAUGUAGGAAGACAGUUAAUUGAACAUAAAGAAAACGAGAGACUUUAUGGGUUUCUCAUGGGUUUGAACUCUGAUUUCUCAGUCAUCAGAACACAGAUUCUCACGAUGAACCCGACACCAACCUUGACCAAUGUCUACCACCUUGUCACCGAAGACGAAAGAUAG
This is a messenger RNA of Helianthus annuus (common sunflower), 585 nucleotides long. RefSeq lists its product as uncharacterized. The coding region runs from base 1 to 585 and encodes 194 amino acids. NCBI's taxonomy places the organism in Eukaryota, Viridiplantae, Streptophyta, Magnoliopsida, Asterales, Asteraceae. The transcript has a single exon. The record is from RefSeq and is a predicted model, not a curated record.